Messenger RNA from Nilaparvata lugens (brown planthopper), 2200 nucleotides. RefSeq names its product cell division cycle-associated protein 3. The transcript is spliced from 6 exons. NCBI's taxonomy places the organism in Eukaryota, Metazoa, Arthropoda, Insecta, Hemiptera, Delphacidae. The record is from RefSeq and is a predicted model, not a curated record. The coding region runs from base 315 to 1262 and encodes 315 amino acids.
AGUUGUGAGCGUGCGCAGUUCUUGGCAUUUUUGAACCAAUCAUGUGACCAUUUACCACCGACAGCGUCUGCAUCUUGCUCAACCGAUUUCUCCUGCACCCCUCCUCUGACAAAUUCAUCAUUUGAAAAGUAACGGACAUUUUCAUUUAUUUUCAUCUUUUCGUUGGUUUGUUGUUGUUGGUUAGAUGGUUUGAAUCUUGUGUUUGAACAAUAAUAUUAUUAUUACCUAUAAGUUUGGCGAGUUUUAAAAGUGAUAUAUCUUUAAAAAAAAGGAUUUUUGAUCCUGUAAUUUACUUGGAAAAUCCAAUUGGAAGUAUGGGCAAUUUUCAGGUUUCUAGUCUUAAGAGUUGUGAAGACUCAUCAACCCCUCUACAAACCAGGCAUCUAUCCAAAGACCGUGAUCCACGCUCUCCUACUGAUGGCAUUCCCAGAACUCCAAUAGAGGUUGUUUCAACUCCUAAAUCAACAUUGAGGAUGAAGGCGGCGGUUACGAAUAUGAAAGCUAAAGAGGAAGCUCUCAAUUUUAUUGAGAGAUUUGAAGAGGUAUCCCAGCAACAAGAGGAAACUGAAGAGGCUGGUACUUUGCAAAAUGUGUCUGAAGAUUUUUCAUGCCAAUUGAAGAUUGAGACAGAACAUCUGGAUGAUGGAGCGGACAGCUCACGUAGAACAUCGCUGUGUAGUUCAGUCAGUGGAGUGCAGGCUGAUGAUAGAUCAUCAAAGGGCUUGCAAAUGGAAUCUUUGAGGUGUGAUAUGGAUUGUCUUUCAAUGAAUGAACCUUCUAUGACGGUGUCUGACAACGAAGACGUGUUUGAGGCUGACGACAAGCCCAUUCAUGAUUGGCUGUCAACCAUGGCAGACCACACUAGCAGUGUCGUUUCAGAGACAAGCCUGCAGGAGAAUAGUGCCAGCAGUCAGAAGCAGAAAUGUGUGGUCUAUGUACAGCAAAGCGCUAGUCCAUUGAAGGAAAGUCCUUACUCGACGCCUAAAACCAAGAAUCCUAUCUCAGAUGUGAAACGAAAGCCAUUGAGUGCCCUGAGCCAAAAUAGUCACAAAGCUGUGAUUGAUCACACCAAAAGUGGAUUGAAAAUGACAAAAGUUUGGAGGAAUAUUGAAGAGGAGAGACAACGAAGAGGCUUGUCGCUGGGAGAUGAGAACACUCCUCCUUCAUACGUGCCGGUCGACAAGAUUUCAUCUGCGCCUGGAAAACUGACAAGGCGUCGGCGUAUAUUGCAAGCAGAGGGGGAAGCUGCCACUUGUAACUAACACACUCGACUAAUCUGUGGGACAACCGAAAUCCUGAGCAAACUCCUUGAGAUUUGAGAGCGGGCCGAUGACUCUGAACUCGCCAGGAGAGUGGACUCCGGUUGUGAUACGCAUCUUCAGCUCUUCAUCCUUGAUCUUUAAGCACCACGACUUGGCUGCGCUGAUCCAGAACAUUUGCUGAGGUGAGAACAUCUGUAGGCCGGGUAGCCUUGGCUCAGGGCCGUUCUGUCGCACCCACUCACGGUAAGCGUAGUACGACAGUUUUAUACCUCCGUUAUCAGCUAUGUUCUCACCUUGUGUGUUAAUACCAUUCAACUGAAAAAUAUCAUAUUAGAUGUUCAUUCUAUUAUUAGUAAUCUUAUAUCAUAUUCAAAUAUUAUACAAUUAGAUUUAGUAGAUAUUUAUCAAGAAUUGACACAAGCAUUCUAGCGGGUCUUGUUGAGUGAAAGAAACUAUUUUGAUUAUUUGUAUAAAAUUAAGGAUAUAUCUCAGAACUGUAAAAAACUUGAUUCUCGAUACUGGAAUGUUGAAUGCUCAAUAGAACUAGCGUAUCAUAAUUAUUAUAUUAAUAAACAGUAUAAUUGUUUUUAAUAAUCGUAGUCGUGUACAGUUGAUAGCAUAUUAAAUCUAAAUAAUCCACUGCGUGGACUUCUGUAAAUUUAGUGUAAGUUAGAGUGUAUAUCAUUUUUAGAUAAGAUCCAACCCAACCGCUAGCAAUAAGAAACUUUUAGAUGGAUUCUUUGUCGUAGUAUUCUAGAUAAAUUCAAUUCUUGAUUUUCAUUUUUUAUGCAAUUGACUACACUUAUCACAAGUUGAUUCAACAAAUUUAUGAAUAACUUCCAUUUAAAAAUAAAUAUGUAAAUGUUCGGGAUUUUGCCUUUACUUUGUAAUAUGAUAUAAAUUAUAUUUAUUAAAGACUGCUUCUCAAUUGUAAAAUA